AUGACUACUGGUUCUUAUAUAAAUCGAUUGAUUGUUGACAAAUCAUUAUUUAAUUCCGUUCGAGGUCAUGCACCAUCCUAUGAUCGUAAUCAUCUUCAACAUGGUAUAGUUCAUUUAAGUGUUGGCAAUUUCCAUCGUUCACAUCUAGCUUAUUAUAUGGAUAUAUUAGCAAGUGAAUACGGACAAAGUGAAUGGGGUAUUGUCGGUAUUGGAGUCCGUUCCGUUGAUAAACCGAUGGAUACAGUGAUGAAAGCACAGCACGGUUUAUAUACAUUAGUAUCCAAAGGUGUUAAUGACAAUGAUAUAAAUGUUCGAAUUAUUGGUUCUCUAAUUCAUUAUAUAUUUGCACCGGAACAACCCGAAGAAGCAUUAGCAAUACUUGUUCACCCAAAUACAAAAAUUGCAUCGAUAACAAUUACUGUCGUUGGUUAUGACUUCGAUGUAAAUCAUGCUGAUAUUCAAUAUGAUUUUAAAAAUUCUGAUAGACCUAAAACAAUAUUUGGUUUUCUUGUGCAUGCAUUAGAUGCGCGUCGUCGUGCUAAUGAAAAACCAUUUACGAUUGUGUCAUGUGAUAAUGUUCAACAGAAUGGCGAAACAACAAAAAAAUGUAUUUUACAAUUUGCUAAACACUUAAAUAAUCCUGAUUUAUUGGAAUAUAUUCAAACAAAAGUUUCAUUUCCAAAUGCUAUGGUUGAUCGAAUUACACCCGUAACAAACGAUACUGAUCGUGAAUAUGUUCGAUUACAUUGUGGUAUCAACGAUGGAUGGCCCGUAAUAGCUGAGCAUUUUAUGCAAUGGGUUAUUGAAGAUUCAUUUUGUAACGAUCGUCCUCCAUUAGAAUUACUUUCUUCAUCACCAUACAAUGUUCUUCUAGUUGAUCAUGUCGAAGCAUAUGAAUGUAUGAAAAUGCGUCUUCUCAAUGCAUCACAUACAGCUAUGUGUUCUAUUGGCUAUUUAAUGGGUUAUACAUACAUCCAUGAAAUAAUCUCAGACAAAGACAUAAAAUUUUAUAUUGAACAAUUAAUGGAUAAAGAAAUAACGCCUAUAUUAUCUCCUGUACCUGGUAUUGAUUUUGAAAAAUAUAAACGUACAUUAAUUGAACGCUUCUCCAAUCCACAUAUUAAAGAUAAUGCACAAAGAAUAUGUAUGGAUGGAGCAGCAAAAUUUCCGAAAUUUCUCGUUCCUACUAUUCUGGAGCAAUUUAAACGAGGGAAUAAUCCACAUUAUUUUGCAUUUUCUAUUGGAGCCUAUAUAAGGUAUUUAGGAGGAUAUGAUGAACAGAAUCAACCCAUUAUAUUACGAGAUCCUUUAGCAGUUGAACAUAAACUUGAUAAAUUAGCUGCCGGAACAAAACCAGAUGUUCAACAAAUAUUAAAUGUUCAACAAAUAUUUGGUGAUAUAGCUGAAAAUAAAUCAUUCAGUGAAAACGUCGAACGAGUUGUUAAACUUUUCUAUGAAAUCGGUUCGAAGAAAACGCUUGAACAAUGGAUUCAAGAAGCACCAACGAAAUAA
This is a messenger RNA of Rotaria sp. Silwood2, 1512 nucleotides long. The record is from the annotation of a GenBank genome assembly. NCBI's taxonomy places the organism in Eukaryota, Metazoa, Rotifera, Eurotatoria, Philodinida, Philodinidae.